Leptopilina heterotoma is the source of this 526-nucleotide messenger RNA. RefSeq lists its product as uncharacterized. NCBI's taxonomy places the organism in Eukaryota, Metazoa, Arthropoda, Insecta, Hymenoptera, Figitidae. Bases 144 to 428 code for a protein of 94 amino acids. The transcript is spliced from 3 exons. The record is from RefSeq and is a predicted model, not a curated record.
AUGGUUGAUUGAUUGAUUAAAAAUUGGUUGGAGAAAAAUUUUUUCUUUCUGGCAUUUUUCUAAUAAAGUGGAUAAUAAAUUAAAGAUUUAAUUUUAUUUAGAAGUAAUUUCGUAGCUCUAAGUAAUUCAAAUUUUAUUUGAAAAUGUUGAAUGCAGCCAGAACUGUUAUUCGAAGAAUAUCCAAAAAUGGAGUACGGUUUUCAUCUUACGACUCAUCUUCUAAAGAGAAAGCCUUCGCUCACAUGAAUCAACUUCCAGUUCCUAAGGGAUCCUGGCAAAAGAAUUACGAUGCAAAACAAAAGACAUAUAAUAUGCAACUGGUAGCAGGUCUUUCAAUUUUGGGUGGUACCAUUACAUAUAUAGUGCAAUCAGAUAGCUUCUUCUUCAAUGCUUUCCCACCGAAAAUUCCAGAAGGUGAAAAAUGGUAAAUUAAAACAAAUUUUUCACAGUAACAAUAGUUGUAUACUUUCAAAUAAAUAUUAUAUUCCACGGCUAUUAUUGUCAAUAAAAAGGAUUUAAAAAUUAA